AAAAUCCUCCCAAAUUUCACCAAAAUAACUCACCCAAAUACAAACCCACACCAUUUUCGAUCAAUUUCUCUAAGAUUCGUGCAUAGUCAUACAAAAUGGUGAGGACUAAAAGAGUUGUAAAGAAAGCAAGGGGGCAGGCGGCAAGCACGUCUGGAAGGCGUCGAAGGGCUGAACAAAGUCUUGAGGACAGUGGUGAAAGCACAGACAUGGAGCAGAUCGACACUCGCACUAGUGUAUGGAACUCUCAUCACAUUACUUAUGGAAAAUGCGGGUGUUGUUUGCGUGGAAUGGAGUCCCGAGACCUACAUAGUCAUGAGCUUUUGAAUGAGAGUUCACUGAGCAAAAUGGGGUAUGUAUUCAGUGCAAGAACAAAUUCGUGGGAAAUGAAGCAGAAAAAGAGAAGAGGAGGACAAGAUGAUGAAGGUGAGGGGUUUGAUGAUGAAGAACAUGCCGAAGAAACUGAAGAAGCAGCAAAAAUCGAUGAUCACAUUCGCGACUGUCAGAUGGCAGCACCUAUAGGUCCUCGAGGGACAAAAGGAGAUCCGUCUACUGCUGGCACAUCCUCCGGACAGCAACCCACUGAUCCCUUUUCAAAUCUGGAAGCAUAAAUCCUCCCGUUGCAGUUGUUGAUGGCUGUUAAAUUAUCAUUUUAAUGUUUGAACAAUCUUUUGAAAGUUUUCUUAAUGUAUUGACUUUUUAUAUUUUUGAGUAUGUACAUAUAAUAUUGACAUUAGAUGUAGUUUGAUUGAAUACAGAUUUUAACAUUAA
Rubroshorea leprosula is the source of this 768-nucleotide messenger RNA. NCBI's taxonomy places the organism in Eukaryota, Viridiplantae, Streptophyta, Magnoliopsida, Malvales, Dipterocarpaceae. The record is from the annotation of a GenBank genome assembly.